UUGUUUGUUUCAAAUAUUUCUCUGUCGCGAAGAGAACUCAAUCAAAUAAAUAACAAUUAAUUAAAAAUAAAUGAACUAAACAAGCUGUUAAAAUGCAAAGAAAUAUAAACAAUUAUUGACAAUAAAGCAAUAGAGUGCUUUAAACUAUUCGAAUAGGAAACUUUUUACAUCACAAACAUUAAUUACGUUCUUGAAGAAAAGCUGACAGACUAGAAGACAAAAAAAGUGCAAAGUCGUCGUUGUGCAGGCAAAAAAAAACAAUAACAAAAAGGUGCUACUACACAAGCGGAACGAGUGGGUGUUAAUAGUGACUAAUAUUUAUUGCGUCUACACGUUUUUAUUGUGCCAGCUUCAGUUACUGUUGCAUUUCGUGGUGCCACAAUGGAAAUGAAAGAAGCUUUGGUUCGUGAGGGCAGAGAUGCUAAAAACUUGUUGGUCUAUCAAAUGCGCGACGAUAAACCUUUGGCUUUGGGUGCUAACUAUGAGAAAUAUGUGUCCUCACCUUUAUCACAUCGCAAACCACCAAAAUCUCCAAAUGCCUUGUUGCCACCAACAGCAUUAACACCCAAAAAAUCACACUCCCCCUCACGUCAUUCCAGUAAGCAGUCGACUGGUCCCAGAGUGCGUAGUGCUUCUACAGGACGUGAUAAAAAGUCAGAAUUACAGGCUCGCUACUGGGCUCUACUCUUUGGAAAUCUGCAGCGGGCUGUCAAUGAAAUCUACCAGACAGUGGAAUGCUAUGAAAACAUAUCAUCUUGCCAGGAAGCUAUAUUGGUGUUAGAAAACUACGUACGAGAUUUUAAGGCAUUGGGCGAAUGGUUCAAGGUCUCUUGGGACUAUGAAUCGCGACCGCUGCAACAAAGACCCAAUUCUUUGGCUUGGGAGAUACGCAAAAGUAAUCCGGUGCCUCGAGUACGUGCCAAGUCUUUAUCAAGUCCCACGGUAUCGGGAAAAUCUAGCCCUUGUCCCUGUAACUCUGGCAAGAGUUCACCCUGUUUGGGAAAUUUGGAUCCACAUUCACCACGCAAAGGUUACCGGGUUAAUGUACGUGAAUUGUUUGCUGCCACAAAGAGACAUCAAUUGGACAAUCCAAAAGAGUUUGACCAACAUAUACAGGAACAACAACCUGCCCCUGUGUCACCACGAGUUGAGAAUCAUGAAGAAGAGGAUACAUGUCAUAUGAUUUUGGAAAACCGUAGCCAUCAAUAUGCUCAAACUGACUUGGAAGAUGAUCAUUUAACUUUGGCGGGAAUACGUGAGAAAAUCCAAAGAGAACAAGAAGAAAGAGAGGCACAAUUACGACAAGAAGAAGCACUAAAAAGACAACAAGAAUACGAGAAAGAAAGGCAGGAGGAAGAAGAGGAGGAAAAACAAAAGAAAGCCAAAGAACUGGCUGAGGCACAACAAAAACAGCAAGAAAUUGCCAAGGAACCAUCGGCCUUAGAAAUGACUGUGAGAAAACUAGAUGACAUGGAAAAUGCUUUUCUAACUAACAACACUAAAAAGGAACCUACACCACCCGAAACCGUUUUAAAAAAGGUACAACCUUUGGAAGAAAAGUUGACUAAAACAGAGGGAAAUAAAAAGUCGACGACAUUGCCAACAACCGCCCAAAACAGUCCUUUAAAGUAUUCCAGUGUUUUAAAUAGGCCAGCAGCUCCAACCAACAGCAAUACAAAUUCAACAAAACCAACAACUGCAGCAAAUUACUCUAAUAACCCAAAUCCUAUUAAACCAGUAGUCAACACCAAGGCCUCUACUUUAAGAGCUUCGGCCGGUAAGCCAAGCAAUACGGCAACAGCAGCUAAAAGUGGCAUUAAUACCACAUUAAAACGAUCAGCUACUACAGCUGCACCAACUUCUCAAAAACCUCCAUUUUCAGGUGGAAAAGCUUUGGCCAGAAACAGUAGAAAUUCUCUACCACCACGUUCAGUCAAUAGCAAAACAGAGAAUUAUGGUCCCCCAACUAAUGUGGCCUCUCGUUUGUCUGCUCGCUCGCGAACUAUGAUCGAAAUGAAUCAGAACGGAGGACCACAAAAGGCAGCAAAUAACUUAAAGCGACAAACAUCUAUAACUUCAAGAUAUCUUAACAGCAACAACAAUUUAACUUCCCAUAAAUCAUCUAAAGAUGAUAUUGGCAGCUCCACUUCAACCCUUAAGGCAAGUAAUGAAAAGAUUUCUUCCUCACGUUCCAGCAUUAAUCAGCAUCAAACCACAUCGGACGAUCGUAAAUCUGAACCCAAACAAAUGCCCAGUAACAAUAAUGACAGCAAUGACGGUUGGUUGACGGUGAAAAAUAGAAGACGUUCCAGUAUGCAUUGGUCUUCUAGAUUUAAUCAGCCAACAGGUUACGCUAGUCUGCCCACUCUAGCCCUGCUGGAUGAAAAGCAAAGCGACGAGGAACAAGAGAUCAAAUCUACAUCCGAUCCCAAAUAUAAGACACAAACCAAUGGCCAUACCAGCAAAUCAUCUAAAGUGGUUAAACAAACGCAAAAAGUAGCCCCGGAUAAAACCAAUAAAACUUCGUCUGCUUCUUCAACACUGAGGCCAGAGAUAAAAAACGCUAAAGCCAAAGUAAAUUCCUUGCCAGCUCAAAAGAAAAACCCUGCUAAUGCCACGACAACACAAGCGAAAAAGGAAACUACGCCUCCAUUAAGUGUGAGGAAUACCCCCGCCAUAGUCCCCAACCGACAGACCAACAUAAAGCGUCAAAAAUCCGAUCUCACAGGACUAAAAAUGACUUCAUUGCACAAGGAAUACAUGCGUAGUGAGAAGUUGGCUUUACGCAAACAAAAUAACAGCUUAAAUGGCGCAGCUAAGUCCUCCGAAUUAUUAAAUCACUAUCAUUUUGGUUCGGGCGACUGCUCCGAUAUAAAUUCCUCUGCCGAAACUAUAGUUGAAGCACAAAGCAGCCUUUCGCCGGACUUAACGAACUCUGACAUGGUCUGUGGCGAUCACAACAAAAUCGAUAUUAAAAUUCAAACCAAUCGAGAUUUUUCCAAGACUAUAGGAGAUCUCUAUAAAAGCAUUGCAAACCGAGCGGAAAAUCCACUAACCACCUCAACAACCUCAGGACCUGGUGCUCUUUCGAGUUGUGAUGAAAACGAUGAGUGUGACGAACACCAACGUCUACUUGUGGAGGAACAGGAAUCGUUGGAGCGUCAGAUUCGUGAGUUAGAAUCUACAGAAAUAGACGUUGACACGGAAACAGACGAAACAGACUGCGAAGUGGGCAUUCUCGAAACAGAUCGUGACGAUGAUGAGGAGCAUGGCUACCAUGACAGCUUAGACACUUCAUCUGUUGUGUUUGUACCCAUCAAUGGCCAGGAAGAUGAUCCGAAUCUCAGUCUGGAGACAAGAUAUCAGGCCUUGUUGUCUGAAAUGUCUUGGGGUGAAAGGGAGGAAGCUCUAGCAACACUGCAGGCUUAUGUGUCCCGUCAUCCGGGCAGGGCGCAAGAAUUACAUCAAAAACUCUCAUCACCUUCCAGGAGACGUUCACUGCAGGAAACUUUGAAAAAAUAUCAAGCGAAACAGGCUCGAGCCCAGCAGAAGCGUGAAAAUCUUAAGAAAGAAAAAGCCAUAAAGAUCCAACAGCUUUUGGCGCGAGUCGAAGAUGUCAAAGCAGCCAAACGACAAUUGAUUGAAGACAAACGUUUGAAAAUGGAGGGCAGACUGCAACGUGCUGCCGAGAAUCGUGAACUCUACUUAAGGCAAAUUAUUGAAAAGGCUCACGAUGAGGAGAAAAAGCUCAAAGAAAUAAAUUUUAUCAAAAACAUAGAGGCACAAAACAAGCGGUUGGAUCUCAUAGAGUCUUCCAAAGAAACCGAAGGACGUUUACAGGAUUUAGAGCAAGAGCGGCAAAAACGUCUAGAGGAAAAGGCAGCUAAAGAGGCAGCCGUUGAGAGACGCCGCCAGGAGUUGGAAAAAGAAAGACAACGGAAAUUGGAGAAAAUGAAUGAGACGCGCCUCGAGAAGGAACAACGAAUUGGCAAAAUGCAAGAACAAAAAGAGAAACAACGUCAGGCACUGGCUCGCGAGAAGGCCAGAGAUCGUGAAGAACGUUUGUUGGCUUUGCAAGUGCAGCAGCAACAAACCACCGAAGAAUUACAAAGAAAAAUAUUACAAAAACAGAAAGAGUCGGCCAGACGCCACGAAGAGAAUAUCGAACACAUAAGGCAAAGGGCUCUAGAACUGACCAUACCCUCUAGAAAUGUCGAAGAAAAUGGCUUAAUACGUGCCGAUGGUGAUGAUCAACUAGCCGAAGACUGUGAUCUCUCAUCGACCGUUUCCGAUGUGGGCAGUCGUGAGCACACACGUGGCUACAAAAAGAAAAUGAAGAAACUUAAACAGAGAAUGUCUCAAGGAGCCGAGGAGUAUAUGAAAGAACUACAACCGGUACCGCUCCACAUGAAACGAGAAUCUCAAGUUCCCAAAUAUCUCAAUUUAGUUAACAAAGGUGGUGGUUCUCAAGGUUUGGAACGUGCUCUGGGUCAAUUAUUGCGCAUUAUGGCCAAAGCUCAAGUUUUUGAUUUUCAAUGUUUCCUCUUAAUGGAUGGCUUGGGAACGAUUUCAUCCAAUGUCAUUACCAAAGGCAUGCAGGAGGAUGCUGAAGUUUCGAAAAAGGCUGUUGUUCUUGCGGUGCAAUUGUAUCGUAAUGCUUGCACAUUAUGUCCGCAAAUAGCACGUCAUGCCAUCUUAGGAAAUACCCUAAUAGUUUUAUUUGAUGCUCUAUUCCAAAGUUUACAGCUUCCCGAAGAAAAAUCACCACAACAUCCUGUCGAGUUAUCCACCGAGUUAAUGCUGGCAUGCACGGUGGCUCUAUCGCCAUCCUAUACAAAAAAGCACACCCACCCCAAAGUCUUGGAACGCCUACCAGAUUUAAUAAGUUAUGCGGUGAUAACAGGACUCAUUGAAAUAUUAUCGCGACGAUGCAUGAAAAUACGUGAAUCAAUUGAAAACCACCAGAGUGUGGUACUGUCAUUGUUGGCCACGCUUGGCUUCAUCACAAGGUUCAUUGAUGUCUGUCCACCGGGACCCACAGAUCCUACACGUUUCCUAAGUGCGGCAAAAUCAACAGAACUGUUUGGUUCCAUAUCGAUGCUCUAUGCCAGUGUAGUACCAAUUGGUGAAUGCAUUCCACCGAGAACAAUUUCGUUAGCGGCUGCAACAUUUAAUCUUCUAGUUUCUAUGGCUGUGUUGGAUUUAUCGGCGUUCCAGGAGGUGAUGUCCAGUGAAGCGAUCUCAUUGAAGUUUCUUGAUGUGGUGCAAAUUUUACUCAAAUAUUGUGGCAAUCAAACGACGGCAGCUAAAAAUAGUGAAACCCAGGCGGUUUUAAUCGAUUUAAUUGCUACAAUCGGUUUCUUUUGUGCAAAUAAUAAACAAAAUCAGGAUCUCUUAACCUCUGAACAAUGUUCGAAUAUAAUUAAGAAUUUAACCAAACUACCCGAACAUUUGAAUGUGGUGGUUUAUCCAUGCCUAGUAACUGUGACGUUCCAGAAUCAGGAAGCUCGUAAUGUGAUAUCGCGUGAUUUUAAUUUAGAGUUUUUGGAUGAAUAUAGUAAAUCGGAUAAGGCCAAAAAGAAUCAUUUGGUGGCUUUGCUCAAGGAAAAUAACUAAACUCUUGUUUGUGUCUUGCUUCCUUCCUCAGUUUUAUUUUAGAACUUAUAAGUAACAAAUAAAAAACAUCUUUUAGAAAGGUGCUGGAUUUAAUUUGAUUCUUCUAACAAUGAAUGAAUGACGACUGCCUCUUUUUUUAUCUACAAUACUCUCGAAUAAUUUUUCUCUUCUAUUAUAUUAUUAUUCUUAUUAUUUUUAAUAUUAUAAUAUUAUUAGCUAUGAAUUGAUUUCUUAACAUAAAAAAAAUAUUUAAUAUUAUAAUCCAAUCCAAUCCAUUGAAUGUGAAUACUAUUGAGAUGUGAUCCUUUACAUUCUUAUAUGACCAUAUACAUAAAUACUUACU
Molecule: messenger RNA, 5959 nt
Organism: Calliphora vicina (urban bluebottle blowfly)
Lineage: Eukaryota; Metazoa; Arthropoda; Insecta; Diptera; Calliphoridae
Gene: ssp3
Product: short spindle 3
Exons: 12
Coding region: 382-5616 (1744 amino acids)
Source: RefSeq, a predicted model, not a curated record